Molecule: messenger RNA, 4152 nt
Organism: Tachysurus fulvidraco (yellow catfish)
Lineage: Eukaryota; Metazoa; Chordata; Actinopteri; Siluriformes; Bagridae
Product: testis-expressed protein 264 homolog
Exons: 4
Coding region: 2456-2974 (172 amino acids)
Biological process (GO): protein-DNA covalent cross-linking repair; reticulophagy
Cellular component (GO): autophagosome membrane; endoplasmic reticulum membrane; nucleus
Source: RefSeq, a predicted model, not a curated record
UCUCGCUUCUCUCUCUCCCUUUCUCUUUCUCUCUCUCUAUCCCUCUCUCUCUCCCUCCUCCAGCUGUCCUCCAGCGAGUGCAUGAUCGGUGUUGGUGGGCCUGGACAUUAUUUUGGAUGAGGAGAGAAUAUCUUUUUCCCAAAUGCCACAGUGACAUUUCGGCAUGAUCGCUGGAUCUCGGCUGUAGAUUAUCGGCAAAAGAUGACAACAACAUGAAACUAACCUUCCUGCUGGCUGCCUAUCAAAAGCCUCCUGAUGCUAAUAGACUGUUAAUGCCACACAGCGGGAGAGAUUCGCGUGGGCCGCGGAGCGUCUGCCGCCGCGUGUAUCCGUGAAACUCCACUUUUAAAAUCGCAAAAUAAGGAAAAUGCAAUAGUUACUCAGAAGGUGAUAAUUCCCUCUGAGCGUCUGCGCUGCCGAGGGAUGUCAUGCUGUAAUUCUGUGGCAAAACGGAUGAACAAAUGUCUGUUAAACACAACAGUGUAUUAGGUUAAAACUUAGAAAUAUUUCAUCUGCACUAAUAUACAGUGAGUAAAUGGUCUGAAGUAAGCGACACUGUCGACACUGUAAUUCACAUUUCCAUCUUGUUUACGUUUCAUUACUUGUGACUAGCCUGAAGCUGUCAGUCUGUCAGACAGUCAACCCCCUGGUGUGUAAUGACAACCAUCUACACCAGAGAUGUGUCUGAUAUGUUAUUCACCUCAGCCGUGUCCAACACGAGGUCGACAGACGUCCAGGAAACACUGUGUGGAUUAAUAAACCCUGAACUAAUAAAAAACAAACAGAAUUCAAUCAGAAGGAAAAUUCUCUGAAAGGAGAACCUGGACUUAAUCUGCAGAAAAGGGUAGACAGUGGCAUUCACAUGGCAUCAGGAGGCGCAGGAUCACUGUUUGGGUCAGAGACUGGUGUCCCUGAGCUGAGCGGUGACGCUGAAUGUAAACACAACUGGGUUAUUUUAGGUGGAGUUCUAAAAUUGGGAUUCUCAGAGGCUCCAUUUUGCCCCAGUGAUGCUUUUAGCUAGAGCAGGGACCAACAAAUGGUGGCCUGUGGUUCAGACGUGACCCCUGCGAGGUAUUUCAGUGGAACGAACACAGAGCAGAUCAACUUAUUAAAAAAAAUCUCGGAUUUUAUAGUAUUAUUAUUAUUAUUAUUAUUAUUAUUAACUGAGCAUAAUACACAUUUAUUAUUAAAUACUUUCCUUCUUUUGACUCUUCAGAGUCUUGGCCUGAACUUGCAGCUUGUUAGAGAGCAGAUAAAAGUGUAUGUGUUCACAGGCUUUGUUUAGCACCAUAAAAUCCAUCUAAGCUGAAGUUUACACAUGUUUUCACCACAGUAUUGUUAGCCACAGACACAUUACAGCGUCUUCAGGUGGGAUGAUGAGAACUCUCUAGUCCAAAUCAGUCAAAUAACAUAGGGUCGAGUGAUGGGCAGAGAUCACGCCUAAGACAAUCUGGACAGCUGCAGCGCCUGAGGGCAGCUACAGGGUUCCGGGUGGCUGUGCCCAGGAGAAUCAUGGGUAAAGGGCACUAAAGGUCAGAUGGGUAACCUGAAAGAUUCCUGGCUAAGAGGUUUUAGCUUUACCGUGUCAUUAUGUGUGCUUUGCUUACACAGUCAUACACGUCAAAAAACUGGGUGUGAGUGUGUAUGUGUGUGUGUGUGUGUGUGUGUGUUUGUGUGUGUGUGUGUGUGUGUGUGUGUGUGUGUGUGUGUGGCCUUUGCUGUUGCCAAGCAGACCUCAUGCUCCCUGCACUCAUCUCCCCAGACAGCAUCUUGGCUACUCAACCAUAUGGCUUUCCUGACAAGCAGCCAGACCUGCACACACACACACACACACACACACACACACACUCAGCUGAAUAAUGGAUGGAUGGAUGGAUGGAUAGAUAGAUAGAUAGAUAGAUAGAUAGAUAGAUAGAUAGAUAGAUAGAUAGAUAGAUAGAUAGAUAGAUAGAUAGAUAGCCUUAUGCACAUGACAAUGAACUCAUCACUUGUUCUGUAGAUCACAACUUUCUCUCUCCCUGUCUGUCUUUGUCUCUCUCUUGUGAGGUUUCAUAUUGGUACAGCUAAAUUAGAUGUAGUUCUGUCUGUGUGUGUGUAUUAUGUGUAUUGUGUGUGCAUUGUGUGUGUGUGUGUGUAUUGUGUGUCUUGUAUGCGUGUGUGUGUAUUGUGUGUCUAUUGUGUGUGUAUUGUGUGCGUGUGUGUGUAUUGUGUGUGUAUGUGUGUAUUGUGUGUGUGUAUGUGUGUGUGUAUUGUGUGUGUGUGUAUUGUGUGUUUAUGUGAAGGUCCUGUUCAUGCCAUUGUCCAAAUGUGCCUAUGUGUAUAGAGAAUAUGAUGAGACUUUGGAUUGGCUCUGUGUGUGUGUGUGUGUGUGUGUGUGUGUGUGUGUGUGUGUGUGUGUGUGUGUGUGUGUGUGUGUCUGCGUGUGUGUGUGUGUGUGUUCAGGCCAUGAGGGAUCAUGCACAGGACCUGCGAUCAUCCCGUCCCUCUCCGCUCUUCAAACAUGACUUUUGUCCCAUGGCCUGAGGGAUUCCGGGAACAUUUGCACGGGGACAGGAAGCUGUGUGCUCACCCUUUCCUCGAGAUCUACAGGAGUCGGCUAAUCUACUACAUGAGUCCGCUGGCCAGACAGGGAGAUUUCUAUGUACCUGAGGUCCAGAAAGCCCCAAAAAGACAAAUGGAAAGCGAGGAUUCUGAAGAGGACAGGAGGACUGACAUCACAGACUCUCACAGCGAGUGCAGCUCAGUCAGCGGUCUCCAGUCACACAGCAGAGACACGUCUCCAUCUCAGUCGCACUCUCCAUCUGUCCUGCACCACCAGGACAGGGACUCGCUCUCAGACACUGACACAGGCAGCCGGAGGAGCAGAAGGAGCUCCAGCGCUUCAUCCUUCGAGGAGCUGCAGCUGGAAGUGGAGAAGUGCAGGACAUCCGAUGGCCCGGAGCAUCCAGGCCUAGUAGUGGAAGGAGAGGAGUGAUGUUAGGAAUUGGAAAAAAAAAUUGUUAAAGAAGGAUAAGAGAUGCGUUUGUAAGCCUUGGCUUUAUAAACAGGGCGGAAGGUGUUGAUUAGGGGACCUGCAGCUCUGACAGGUGACACAGGGGACACAACACGUAACCUAAAGAUAAUAAUAAUAAUAAUAAUAAUAAUAAUAAUAAUAAUAAUAAUAAUAAUAAUAUCGAAGUAUCCUAGCACCACUUUACUUCAUGAGAGAGAAACUUGUCCCGUAGAAGUUCUGCAACAUCGAUCGUAAAUGGAUAAUAGUAGUCUGAAAUAUUGUUAAUAAAUAUAUUUGUCAGCUUGCUGCGGUACAAGAGGAUAAAAUAAAGGGACGUUUAACGGCGUCUUUGUUUUUACCUGUAAGACUUGAAAACUGCCCAAAAAAAAACAACGACUUAAUGCAGGUAACCUGGAUUCCUUGAAGUUCAUUUCAUAAAGAUCAGAUGUUCAAAUAGUUCUUAUUUAAAGGGAGAUUUCUGUGUUAAGGUAACGGUUUUGAUAUCUUAAGGACUGACAUUUAAACAAUCAUUUGUACUUAUUUAAUUCAUAAACAAAUUAAAAGACCGAAUUGUCGAUCUAAUCCAGCCGACGCUCUUAGGAAAGAUUCUGUUCCCGAGUGUUUCUAACAGAACAAGAUGUUUGUACAGUGUUAAUGUAUUAUUACAGUUUAUUCAUCUUCUCGAUUACAGCCUUGACAUUUGCUUAUCGAAGCCUUUUAGACGAACGUAAUCGAGCUCAGAUUUGAGCACAGGUCAGAUUUUAAUCAUAUAAACUGUUUUCCGAUACUUGAUUAUUUUUUUUUUUUUGCAUUUUUAUAUUUCAACAUUGUCUUAAUGCUGUUUUAAAUGAAUGUUAUUUGGAAUCAUUUGGAGUGUGUGUGUGUGUGUGUGUGUGUGUGUGUGUGUGUGUGUGUGUGUGUGUGUGUGUGUGUGUGUGUUGUAUAACGUUCUAAUUGUUAACGCUCUUAUCAUUAACGAUCGUGCAGCUGUUCAGAAAAGAAGUAAACACCGAGCGAAGACGAUCGCACCAAAGUGAGAACGCUUUGGAUCACAACGAUAAAAAUAUUACCUGCAUUCCACAGUCAGUGUAAAGUUUAUUCAAUAAAUGCUUGUAACACUGCAAGUGUUGUUUGGAAAAGUAAAUAGAAUAUUUCCCAAA